Quercus robur (English oak) is the source of this 474-nucleotide messenger RNA. RefSeq lists its product as uncharacterized. The coding region runs from base 1 to 474 and encodes 157 amino acids. The transcript has a single exon. The record is from RefSeq and is a predicted model, not a curated record. NCBI's taxonomy places the organism in Eukaryota, Viridiplantae, Streptophyta, Magnoliopsida, Fagales, Fagaceae.
AUGUGUAGGGCAAUCCUGACCACGCUGAAGGGCUUUGCGCGAGUUUGGUUCAAUAGAUUGACACCAAACUCCAUCAAUACUUUCAAGGAGUUGAGCACCCAGUUCACCUCGCACUUCAUAGGCGGACAUCAGUACAAAAGGUCCACCCCGUGCUUAAUGAGCAUCAAGCAGCGAGAAGACAAGACGCUGUGGGCCUAUAUAACUCGUUUCAACAAAGAAGCCCUUUCAAUUGACGAAGCUGACAAUAAGAUACUCGUAGUUGCAUUUACUAGCGGGUUACGGAAGGGUAAGUUCUUGUUUUCUUUAUACAAGAAUGACCCGAAGACCAUGACGGAUGUUCUCUACAGAGCUACCAAGUACAUGAAUGCAGAAGAUGCAUUGCUAGCCCGCGAGGAAAAGCCUAAGAAGAGGGAGAGGCAGGAGGACACGCGACAAGAUACGGGGCGAAAGGUUGCUAGAACCGGGGAUCAAUGA